AUGGCGUCUUACGUUAUGGAUAUGUUAUAUUCGUUGAGCAGUUGUAUGGUGUGUUUCCCGGGCUCGCCGCAGUUGAAGAUCAACAACAGAAGCUUUAAGAUCCUCCGAUUACUAGGCGAGGGCGGAUUCUCCUACGUAUACCUCGUACAAGAUACCGGCAACCAGAAACUGUUCGCGCUCAAGAAAAUCCGAUGCCCCUUCGGCGAAGAGUCCGUCAGCCGAGCACUGAAAGAAGUCGAGGCGUAUGCGCUCUUUACUCCCCACCCGAACAUCAUCUACUCCAUCGACCACACCGUCAUUGCAGACAGGUCCGACCCCGGCGCAAAGACCGUGUAUAUAUUACUUCCGUAUUAUCGAAGGGGGAAUCUUCAGGACCUAAUCAACGCGAACCUCGUCAACCAUACCCGGUUUCCUGAGAAGCAGCUCAUGGAGCUCUUCCUUGGCGUCUGCUAUGCGCUCAAAACAAUGCAUCAAUAUCGAGUGCAAGGUGGCCCCGGCGGCCAGAAGAGCCAGGGCAAGGCAAGACGGGUAAGGGAGGAGGCAGCGCGGGCUGACGCAAGUGCGGCGGCAGAUGCCAGGGGGAAGGGCAGGGCCGUGGACCGGGAUGGGGACGACGAUGACGUGGAGCAGCAGCCAUUGAUGGAGGACGAAGUCACGCGGAGCCAAGAGGGGGUCGCACCCGGAGAACAGAGGGCGUAUGCACAUAGGGACAUCAAGCCAGGCAACGUUAUGAUCGACGAUGAUGGCAAAACGCCUAUCCUGAUGGACCUAGGCUCACUCUCUCCUACCCCAACCUCCAUUACCUCCCGCUCCCUUGCCAUCGCCGUCCAAGACACCGCCGCCGAACACAGCACGAUGCCUUACCGCGCUCCUGAGCUGUUCGACGUCAAGACCGGCAGCACCAUUGAUGCCAAAGUCGACAUUUGGUCACUCGGGUGUACGUUAUACGCCUGCCUUGUCGGCAAAUCACCAUUUGAGGCACGAUCGGAGGAGACAGGGGGCAGCCUCAGCCUGUGUGUCUUGGGAGGCGACUGGAGAUUUCCGGACGAAGGCCUUCAAAAAGGCAAGCAGAAGGCGGCCGCAGAAGAGUUGACGAUCAGUGAACCGGUUAAAGAGGUUGUCCGACGGUGUUUGAAGGUCGAACCAAGCGAGCGGCCAGACAUUGAUGAGCUGAUCACUUUGGUGGAGCAUGUGAUGGACGACUUGCCAGAUGAUAGGGGGGAUUAA
Messenger RNA from Eremomyces bilateralis CBS 781.70, 1227 nucleotides. Its product is annotated as serine/threonine protein kinase-like protein. The record is from RefSeq and is a predicted model, not a curated record. The transcript is spliced from 3 exons. Gene Ontology annotation, molecular function: protein serine/threonine kinase activity; ATP binding. Gene Ontology annotation, cellular component: cytoplasm; Golgi apparatus. The coding region runs from base 1 to 1227 and encodes 408 amino acids. NCBI's taxonomy places the organism in Eukaryota, Fungi, Ascomycota, Dothideomycetes, Eremomycetales, Eremomycetaceae. Gene Ontology annotation, biological process: vacuolar protein processing; regulation of vacuole fusion, non-autophagic; protein phosphorylation.